ACCUUACCUUACCUAACCUUACCCCAUGUAUCAGCAUCUGCAAAUCCCAUCCGUGACAAUCUUCAGUACACUACUCCGUACUUCCUACCUCUCCGAAACGCCCGGGAUGAUCGCCUUCAAAUGUUUCUCCGAUCUCUCGGCGUUUACUGAUCUACCCAAAGGUAAUGCGUCCUGACUCGGCCAAAAAUUCGACACCGAUCCGAUGAGCACCGUUUGGCAGACUCCCGUUCGCGCGCCGACUUCCCUCCGCGACGGAACCAUGACGCCACACACAAAUUUUUUUUUUUUUUUUUUUUUUUUUUUCCUCUCUGACUCCUCUCCGCCAAAGAAAUUCCGCGCGGAACCUGCUCCGGAGUACGUGAAGCCAUCGUGACAAUGACAUCCGCCAACGCGCGAGGGGGAAAAAACUCAAGACUCCGCUCGGAAUGGCCAUGUACAGAAAACAGAUACUGUGACCUGUCUUUCGGACCCCCCAUCCUUUCCCCAGAUAUCGGAAGAUUCACACAAUCAUUCCAGAAAGUCUGCGCAUCGCCUCCCCCGGAUGACGUCGCGUCUUGGGUUCGGGGGGGGCGGGUUACGUGGUCGUCACAUUUUCUUUCCCAGUGGCCCGGACUCGCCAGUUUAAGGUCAACUUUGUCAUCAAGCUUCGUCGGGUUCUCCAGUACUCCGUACACGUGUACAGCAAACCUGCAAAAGCACGCAUCAGUCAUUCCCCAGUUGACACGCACGUACAUGGGGCCAAAAAGGCCCUUCCCAUCCUGCUGGGUUCCCCCGUUCUCGGGCGAGAACCGAUGUCUCUCCCCCUCUAUCCGCUUUCAUGAUAACAAGGUGGAUAGACGGGCGCAACUUGGACAUUUCCUUCGCCACGAAAAGAACCGUAGAAUGUCAUCCCACAGCCCUACGGUGGCGGCGGGCGGCGACAGCGGCACGGAUGCGAAAAGUGGACAGAUCCGUCACGGUCGGAGAUAAAUCUGGGUUUCUGCUAUUGACCGUCUAGGCCCAUAACCAAUAGAUUCCCAGUUGGCAGUUGGCACUUUGCUAGAUAGCUAUGGUA
Colletotrichum phormii is the source of this 1054-nucleotide messenger RNA. RefSeq lists its product as uncharacterized. The coding region runs from base 376 to 969 and encodes 197 amino acids. NCBI's taxonomy places the organism in Eukaryota, Fungi, Ascomycota, Sordariomycetes, Glomerellales, Glomerellaceae. The transcript has a single exon. The record is from RefSeq and is a predicted model, not a curated record.